AUGGAGCCCAUGACCAAAUCGGGCAAGGAGGGGCAGGACGAUGCGGAGGACGUCGGGUGCACGGCCGCUCGCCGGGAGCGGGACUUCCUGAAGGGCUCGAUAGAGGACCUCUCGGCCCAGCUGCAGGUGGUCAGGGAGGCCCGGCUCGAGGGCAGCUCGCCAGUCGAGGCCUCCUGGCAUGUGUCGUCGGAUGCUUGGGACGCCGAGAUCGGAGAGGGCAGGUGCCCGGAGCAGCCGAGGAGCGGCGGCCGCGCCCUGCCGCCCGGCCUGCGGGCGGCCGGCGGCGCGCGAGGGGCAGACAGCCCCCGCGCCCCGAAGGACCGGGGCCCGCCCAAGCACGCGCGCGGCGGCGCCGGCAGCAGGGCGCGGCCCCGCGGCCCCACGACCCGCGGCGAGGCCUCUGGCCGGCCUCGGCGAGGGCACCCCGCCGCCCAGGGCGGCCCUGCAGAGCCCGCCUGGCGCCCCGCGAGGGCGCAAGGUGCCGGUGCCCGUCGCCCCCGCGCUGUCCGCCAAGGACCGUUUGCUGCCAUGAUGGAGGCGGACAUUCACGACCUCCUCGGCUUCCCAUCCAUUCCGGACCGACGUCGCUACGAUGAUGAAAGCGGACGUCCACCUCCGCUUCGACCUCCCGUCAGUGUCGGCGUCGCCGCCGCCGUCGUGGGGCAUCCCCUGCGGUCCCUGGGACGGCAUGCUGAGCGCGUCGGCCGCCCAGGCGGGAGCGUGAGGUGCACGAUGCUCCCUCGCAACAUGGCGGGGGGUCGAGUGUGAGGGCGGGGAGGUGGCGGCGAGCGUAUUCCCAGACCUGCUCGAGUCUUGACAGCACCAAGACGGGAGGUUUGCUCUUGUCGUUCUCGGCCUUCGGGGGCCCUCGCCUCGCCCUGGGACCGUAGCACAACCCGCGGGACUGGGUGGGGGCGUCCUGGGCCCCCGUAUGGAUUAUACAUCGACCGCCGUGGGUACGGAUGCUGGUGCUGGGAGUUGUCAGCCGAGGGCAUCGAUACGCCACCACGUAGACGUGCCCUCUGCGUGCGUGAGCUGGCCUGGAGUAGGAGGGCCACUCCGGGCAAGGCGAGAUUGGGGCUGGACGCCGUCCUCGAGAUCGAGUGAUAAGCCUCCGAUGCCAGGGGGUCGUCGGUGUUCUGGUAGGGCCACGCGGCGUAGGCGUCACACCGUGUGACUUCAGUAUCAGCGCGUACAGCCUGAUGGGUUCAAGCUGCAUUCUUUUCAAUUUCGAUUUGCGCGCGCACUGGAGGCGCUUUGGCGGUCUGUGUUACAAGAGUGAGCACACCGAUGCCAUCAGCGCUGCCAGGGAGUUUUGUCCCUGAAGUCGCCAGUUUUUGCACUGCUCAGACAAGCGAAGGGUUGGCUUGCCUGUUCCAGCGCGAUGCUGGACAAUGAAGCGGUCGGCUUCCGAGGAUUUGGGCGCAUCGCCCAGAUACGCCUCGGUCAAGUACUGAAUCAGCUGAAGGCCAUGCACUGCGAAGCCUGUCUCGGGUAUGGGUGGAGGGCAC
Molecule: messenger RNA, 1511 nt
Organism: Prorocentrum cordatum
Lineage: Eukaryota; Dinophyceae; Prorocentrales; Prorocentraceae
Source: the annotation of a GenBank genome assembly